GGAGGGGACGGGGAGGACAUUGAGGACAUCAAGGGACACGGAGGGAACAGGGACAGGUCCUGCUGGGCCCCCCCCGAUGCUGAGGUGUGUCCCCUGUCCCAUGUCCCAUGUCCCACCCCACAGGGGGGUUACAAGGGGGCCGAGCCCGAGGUGUCCCUCACCGCCUUCGUCCUCGUGGCGCUGGAGGAGGCCCGGGAGAUCUGCAAGGACCACGUGAACAACCUGGACUGGAGCAUCAACAAGGCCGCCGAGUUCCUGGGCCGGCGCUACGAGCAGCUGGCCCGGCCCUACACGGUGGCCCUGAGCUCCUACGCGCUGGCCCUGGCCGGCAAGCUCAAGAGCGAGAAGGUCCUCAUGAAGUUCUCCAAAGGUGGGCAGAGCUGGGAGGAGCGGAACGCCCGGACCUACAACAUCGAGGGCACGUCCUACGCGCUGCUGGCCCUGCUGCACAUGAAGAAGCCGGAGCUGGCGGGGCCCGUGGUGCGCUGGCUCGCCCAGCAGAACUACUUCGGGGGCGGCUACGGCUCCACCCAGGUGGGCUACGGACCCCCCCGGCACCCGGGGGCGGUUCUGGGGUCCCUGGUGAAGCUCCGAGGUGGAGUCUCAGAAUUGGGGUCAGGAAGGGGGAUCUGGGGUCCCUGGUGAAGCUCUGAGGUGGAG
Messenger RNA from Corapipo altera (White-ruffed manakin), 660 nucleotides. Its product is annotated as A.superbus venom factor 1-like. Lineage: Eukaryota; Metazoa; Chordata; Aves; Passeriformes; Pipridae. The annotation marks the transcript as partial. The transcript has 3 exons. The record is from RefSeq and is a predicted model, not a curated record.